AAUUUAGUGAAACCUAUCAAAUCAGACUUUCAAUUUGAUCUCACCAAACUGUCCAUAGACGAUGGAAUUUUUUGGUUUGACCAGCUACGGUUCUAGUUCCCCAAUCAAAGACAUGAUGCGUUCGGAUUACCAAGAACCAGAGAAACCACCGCAAAAUAUUCUGGAUGUCGAGAAUAAAUUUGGCUACACUCUUUCUGAGCGUAUAAAAGAGUUGGACUGCUACAUUGGAUUCACAGAUGGGUACGCCUAUAGAUCUUGGGACAGGUUGACAAGAAUGAGACGAAAAUCAGUUUUGAAACCAGUUGGUCCAACAGAUAUGUACAAAUAUCCUGGGAUAAACUCGAUGGAUUAUGGCUGGUGGAAUUCAGAUCCAGAUUUGAGCAGAGACUGGUACAAGCCAAGAGUAUUUCAUUCUCAAAUGACAUCAGAAAUGAGCCGAUUCUACAAUCAUUGUCUAAAAGUGGAUAAAUAUUUCAAGAAUUGAACUCCAUCUACCGUCCACA
Molecule: messenger RNA, 503 nt
Organism: Phaedon cochleariae (mustard beetle)
Lineage: Eukaryota; Metazoa; Arthropoda; Insecta; Coleoptera; Chrysomelidae
Source: the annotation of a GenBank genome assembly